AGCAAGACCCCGUCUCAAAAAAAAAAAAAAAAAAUACAAAGUCAGUUCAUCCUGUCUCCCUACCCUUCCCACAUACUCACCAGGGGAUGUGAGACCAAGGCUUCCCCAUUCUCCACUUUUGUCAGUUACAGAACCCCUGUCCAGAGGCAGGGGCAUCCUUCCCCCUCCAAAGCCAUGUUCUGGUGGGUUUCUGGCCUUUUCCUGGAGUUUAUUGGUGAUCCCAAGCCUCCAGCCUGGAAGGGCUACCUCCUUGCCGUGCUGAUGUUCCUCUUGGCCUGCCUGCAAACUCUGUUUAAGCAGCAGAACACGUACCGGCUCAAGGUGCUGCAGAUAAGGCUGCAGUCUGUCAUCACUGGCCUGGUGUACAGAAAGGUGAGCCCCAGGGGACAAGUGCAGGCCUUCCUGGCCGGAGAAGGCAACAUCACUGAGCUGGUUGGUAGUAAUGCCAUCAGUAGCUAAG
Sapajus apella (tufted capuchin) is the source of this 460-nucleotide messenger RNA. RefSeq names its product multidrug resistance-associated protein 6-like. The coding region runs from base 175 to 459 and encodes 94 amino acids. The transcript is spliced from 2 exons. NCBI's taxonomy places the organism in Eukaryota, Metazoa, Chordata, Mammalia, Primates, Cebidae. The record is from RefSeq and is a predicted model, not a curated record.